CCACACCACCACGCCAUAGAGUGGUCGGUCAGUGAUUGUGUUGGCUCUGCCUCAUUGGACAGGCAAAGAUCGGUGAGAGAACGCGUGUUAAUUUAUUUGGUUGCGGUUAGAACUUGCUCGAAAAUGUCGUCUUUGUACAAGCCGUUCUCUGUUUCGGAUGGGCCGUGUAAAGAUGCGAUUUUGAGACAGGGAUGCAAAUCGCAGCAGCAUCCUGCAGCGCUGACCUCGAUUCCGCCGUCAGGUCUAGCAAGCAGCGCUGGUGGAGUCGUGGCGAACAGGUUCGCACCAAUUCACCAUAUCUGUGCGGGAAAGAGGAGUUUAGCGGCUGCCGCUGUAGGUGGGAGAAAGGUCACUCACCCGGGAAAGGCUAUUCUCGCAGGUGGUAUUGCAGGAGGUAUUGAGAUCUGCAUUACCUUCCCAACCGAGUAUGUGAAGACCCAGCUGCAGCUGGAUGAGCGGGCCAACCCCCCUCGAUACCGAGGGAUAGGGGACUGUGUGAGACUGACUGUUCAGGAUCAUGGACUGAGAGGGCUGUAUAGGGGCCUAAGCUCACUGCUUUAUGGCUCCAUCCCCAAGUCUGCAGUUCGGUUUGGCACAUUCGAGGUCCUGAGCAACCCAAUGCGAGAUGAUACUGGUCGCCUUGAUAACACUCGUAGUUUGCUGUGUGGGCUGGGGGCAGGCAUCACUGAAGCAGUUCUAGUGGUCUGUCCAAUGGAAACGCUAAAGGUGAAGUUAAUCCACGAUCAGUGCUCUCUUCAACCACGUUACAGAGGCUUCUUCCACGGUGUGCGUGAAAUCAUCCGAGAUCAAGGGGUUCGGGGGACAUACCAGGGGCUUACUGCUACAGUGCUGAAACAGGGGACUAAUCAAGCUAUACGCUUUUAUGUCAUGAACCUUCUACGCAAUUGGUACAAAGGUGAUGACCCCAGGCGUGACAUGCAUCCAUUAGUCACAGCCAUGUUUGGUGCAACUGCAGGUGCAGCAAGCGUGUUUGGGAACACGCCUUUGGAUGUAGUGAAGACCAGAAUGCAGGGUUUGGAAGCCCAUCGUUACAAGAACACUCUAGACUGUGCUUUCCAGAUACUAAAGAACGAGGGCCCUCAAGCGUUCUACAAAGGUACGGUCCCACGGCUAGGCCGGGUGUGUCUGGAUGUAGCCAUUGUCUUUGUCCUGUACGAGGAGGUUGUGAAGCUUCUGAACCAAGUGUGGAGGACUGACUGAAGAGGGUUAACAGCUAGCUCUAUAGAGAAACAGUGGACUAUACAGACACAGUUGGCUGUGUCACUCAAAUGGAGAGAAUCUUACCCUGACCCCUGGCUGAGAGCAUUGGAUUAUACCGCCAUCUGUAUCUGCACGCUUUAUACAGCAGAGUGAGAGCAUGAGAGGGAGGAAAGAAAACAAAGCUCAUAUGUGGUGUUUUAAUGCACAAUGUAUUGCUGAAGUUUCUGCCUAGCAUACCGACGUAUCAUACAGUUGCACUUUUUCACUUAAUUAAAACCAUGCAAGUGUCUUCACCACCAUGCUCUUACUCGUUUGAAUGCACUUAUGUGGCAAAACCAAAAGAUUAGAACAAAGCUACACAGUUCCCUUGCUCCCACUAUGUGUAUUCACAUGGCUUACAUUUUUCUAUUUGUUGCACUGAAAUCUAUUUAAGGUGUGGAAAAUGGUUUAUAUGCGUAUAUGAUGGUUUUGUACGAUCUCAGUGUUUCCAUGUCAUUUAUGUUCAAGUUUGUGUGUGAGCUUGUUUUUAUUUUGCUGUUGAUGGAUAAAUAAUACUAGCAGUUCAUUCAUAGUGAGCCAAAUGUUUGUCCUUUCCUCAAAUGAAAGACAGAAAAAUGCAAAACAAUAAAAUAUAAAAGAUAUCAAAA
Pygocentrus nattereri (red-bellied piranha) is the source of this 1868-nucleotide messenger RNA. It is a transcript of the gene slc25a1a, whose product is annotated as solute carrier family 25 member 1a. The coding region runs from base 124 to 1221 and encodes 365 amino acids. The record is from RefSeq and is a predicted model, not a curated record. The transcript has 9 exons. Gene Ontology annotation, biological process: mitochondrial citrate transmembrane transport. Lineage: Eukaryota; Metazoa; Chordata; Actinopteri; Characiformes; Serrasalmidae.